Molecule: messenger RNA, 4374 nt
Organism: Gadus macrocephalus (Pacific cod)
Lineage: Eukaryota; Metazoa; Chordata; Actinopteri; Gadiformes; Gadidae
Gene: znf407
Product: zinc finger protein 407
Exons: 4
Coding region: 165-3209 (1014 amino acids)
Biological process (GO): regulation of gene expression
Cellular component (GO): nucleus
Molecular function (GO): zinc ion binding; nucleic acid binding
Source: RefSeq, a predicted model, not a curated record
CCCGUCUAGGGCCGCCCUCUGGUGACGCGCAGGCCACGCUACGGUACGCCAUUUGUGACUAGCAGCAAAAACGCGGACACUGGAAUUGUUGGCGUAUUAAGCGGUAUUGUCAAAUCAUCGAGGAAAACAAACUGUGCUCGCUCUAUAUUCCGGCAAGCCAUGACAUGGAUGUCUUAUUGACGUCGGACAAAGCGGUUUCUAAGGAACAGCAUGAUCAAGAUGAGUCCGGAGGGAAGUGUCAUACAGCCAACGAUGGGGGGAUAAAGUUAAGCGAAAAACCCUUGGCCACCGUAGUUGCGGGGACUGAUGAAGUGGAGGAGGAGGAGGAGGUGGAUGAGGAAAAGUCGGCAGACAAGGUGAAGCCAGACCAACCUUCCUCACAAGGUAAUGACCUCUGUUCAAUCUGUGGCUUCCUAGCCAAAUGCCCAAGAGCCUUAAAGAUCCACUCAACAAGGAAACAUGGGAAGAGAGCCAGAAGGCGAACCAAGUCGGACCAAGAUGGCGAGGCUGCUUCACAAACGGCUACAGCUACAGUUCCCAAGGAGUCUGCUCAGGAGGAAGAAAACUCUAAAGAGUCCGACCAAACCCAGGAAUCAGACCCAAACUCAGCUGAUGAAUUAAAGUCUGUAGCCAAAGACCAUGGGAUAUAUGCAAGGGGCUCUGUUAAGACAGAGAAGGUAGUGGCCAUACAGCCAGCCACUGAGGACCCCGAGAGCCUCACGAAGGAGCGCAGACUGAGCAAGAGGACCCCAAAACCCAAAGUCAUUCACUCUUGCAACUAUUGUGGGCAAGAGUUCUGGGAUAAAUCUCUCCUUGAGGUGCAUGUUAAGAGAACACAUGCCAAAGACACGCCGUACACAUUCGAUGCGGAGGAGAACGUGGAAGAGGAGGGGGAGGAGGAGGAAGAGGAAGAUGAAGAGGAGGAAGAGGACGAGGUGGCAGCAACAGCAGCAACGGAGCCUGUGGCCGGCGACCUGGCAGACGUGCCGGCGAGUUCUGCGCCCAAGCGCAUGCUUAGCAGGUUCCAGUUGAAGUGCGGCAGCUGCGAGUUCAGGGUCAGCACCCCUGCCUUGCUGGAGAGCCACUCCCGAGUCAAGCACCCCAGUACGGAAUGGUUCCGCUGCAAACUGUGCCACUAUUUCACGGCCUCUGCCGAGUGGAUGACUGCCCACCUCUCCUCCGAGGGCCACAAGCAGCACCAGGAAGGGGAUGCCGGCAAGGCCAGCGCCACCUUUGAAGACUGUGUCGAGAAGGUGACCCGAGACAGCACUGGGGACGGUGCCCUGGUUAAUGAGGGGCCUAAGGGGAGCGAUGGAGGGCGGCUCCCGCUGUCCGAAGGCCACCGGCAGGCUGAGGAGGCAGUGGAGGCUGCUAGAGUGGAGCUGGCCGAGGGGGAGAAACUGGAUGAGCCGCAACCAGCGAAGAAGAAAAGGGGCAGGCCCAAGCAGACGUCCACCACCACAUGCGGGUACUGCGGUCUAGUCGUGUCCAAUGCUACCAACCUGAAUGUACAUGUACGCCGCAAACAUAGCAAGGAGUAUGGCUACAAUUGCACGCUCUGCAACUACAGCUGCGUAACGAAAGGAGACAUGGACCGCCACUGUAUUACCAAAAAACAUGUUCGUCGUGUGCUGGAGUCUGCAGGGAAGAAACAGGAGCAGGAUCCCAUAGAGGUCUCCUAUCAGAUAGCCCGAGAGAGUUCUCAGGAUUCAGAUGGAGAGCCUGCACCAGACAGUGCUUGCUCUGACGAAAACGAAAAAGAAGACCAUGAACACUCGGACACCAGCGAGAAGAAGAGUAAAUAUGACUCUGUUAACGCCUGCAGCCAUUGUGAUUUUGUUGCCCAUUCGAUCCCUUCCCUCCAUAGCCAUGUAAAGAGGAAGCACACCAAGGACUUUGAGUUUGUCUGUCUAGCAUGCAGCUAUUAUGCGGUAACAAGCAGGGAGAUGUCUCGCCACUCCACCACGGACAAACAUAAGCAGAAGAGCCAGAAAUACCAGGAGACUCAGAAGAGUCCUGAUCAAAUCACACUUCAGCUUCCACAGGAAGAGGAAAUGGUGCAAGAUGGCGAAGCAGAUGCAGACACCUCUGUUGAUCCUGUUUGUCCAGGAACGGCCGCAGAAAAGCCUGAUGAAAAUUCUAUGGAGGUGGAAGGUGAGCCCCAAAUGGCAGUGGAUGAGCCCCAAACCCAAACCCAACUGAACCAGAAUGAACCGUCUGGUGACGAAUCUUUGCCAGGCGACCAGACAAUAACUUCUGUCUCCAAGGAGACUCCUGCAGAGCUGCCACAUAUCACUCAUCCACCCAAAGAGGGGAACCCCCCGGAGGAAGGAGAGGACAUGGAGACCGCCCUCAUCGACUGCGGCGAGGAGAUGGCAGACGCUGAAGUAGACGAGCCCGUCCCAGACACGCAGAUGUCCAAGGCGCCACCGUUCGACGCCUGCAUCUUCUCCAUCAAGGCACUAAUGGAGCGAGAGAAGGCCCAGGAAGAGGGCACGGCUCCGGAGGGAGAGGCCGCCACGGGCGUCGGUCCGACCCGGGUGUCUUUGGCGCUCCCGACCCUGCCCACCGUCCGGACCAGCCCGCACGUCAAGAAGAUCCGGCCGCGGCUCCGGGUGAAAUGCGAAGGCCGGGGCGCGCGCAUCCGCUGCGACGACUGCGGCUUCAUGGCGGACGGCCUCAGCGGCCUCAACGUGCACAUCUCCAUGAAGCACCCCACCAAGGAGAAGCACUUCCACUGCAUGGUGUGCGGCAAGUCCUUCUACACGGAGAGCAACCUGCACCAGCACCUGACCAGCGCCGCCCACCUGCGCAAUGAGCAGAACAGCGUGGAGGAGCUGCCCGAGGGCGGGGCCUCCUUCAAGUGUGUCAAGUGCACGGAGCGCUUCGAGACGGAGCAGGACCUGUUCGUGCACAUCAAGGAGAAGCACGAGGAGCUCCUGCGCGAGGUCAACAAGUACGUGCUGGAGGACACGGAGCAGAUCAACCGCGAGCGCGAGGAGAACCAGGGCAGCGUGUGCAAGUUCUGUGGCAAGGUGUGCAAGAGCAGCAACUCCAUGGCCUUCCUAGCCCACGUGCGCACGCAUACCGGCUCCAAACCCUUCAAAUGUAAGAUCUGCAACUUUGCCACCGCCCAGCUGGGGGACGCCAGGAACCACGUGAAGAGGCACCUGGGCAUGAGGGAGUACAAGUGUGACAUGUGCGGGUGAGUCCUAGAGAGCGGGAGACGGGGCCCGCGGCGCUGGGCCGCGCAGUGGUAAUUGAUGCUGGGGAAGUGGAGUUAUCUAUCCGUUUGCAGACAAAGGUCCUUGUGUUAAGUCUCAUUCUUCAGAAGAGGUAAACCUCUUAGCCCAGAAGUCAAGAGUGUCUCCCUAAAGUUACCGUAGGCCUUAAUUGACCGGUUUAAAGGUAGCGCUGGUGUGAUUUGUGUGUCUUUGUUCAUGUUUCGGAAUCCCUUUUGCUUUCACUACUUCAAGGCCUGCUUAUCCUUGAUUCACUCCAGCGAGGGGGUUUUCUGGGAGUUCAGGGGUUUUUUUCUUCUGUGGUCAAGUUGGAAGUUCAUCAACGGUUAGAUAAACUGAAAAGGUAAUAUUUCAUCAUGCCUCAUGCCCAGAGUAGUCCAUUCCAUAGUAUAACUUUAUUUAUGUUAGAUUGGGGCCUGUUCAAUAGUCUGAUUCGCCUAUAGUGGACUAGCUCUAGUUCAACUACACGUAGACCAUAUUUAAUCUUGCGUCAAUACAAUAGCAAACCUCUCCACUAUCCUGCCAUGUUCAAAUGGUUGCAUUCAACUGAAGACUCUGGGGUAAAUUAUAAUGUCCAGCUUUGUGCAAACCUGUUGAAUUUUCAACAAUCCAUUAAUUCACUUGUGUAUUUGUGUGUGUGUGUGGGGGUAUGUGCUACACUGGUUUUGUAAAAACUGGGGGGGCGGCUUUUGUCGGUGUUGUGUUCUACAAGUCCUCCAUCUUGAGGCGUUUCCUCCCAAAGUGCUGUCAAUAAUAAGUUUGGGUGUUGACCAAGGUCCUAGCUUUGCAAGCAUGUGCAAUAUACCUUUAAAUGGGGCUACUAAAUACAGUCCCCGGUUUCACAAAUCACGGGGAAAUGGAGGAGCCGCGUGCUGCCAGUGCCAGCCGACGGUGACAAAUCAUCCCUGUGUGCACUUUCAGUCCUGACUGAUCACCUGGUCGACUCCGCCUGUGACUAAAGAGCAGCAAACAAAGAACUCCAGAAGGCACCCUCAUUAAGGCCAGCGUGCCACACACACACACACACACACACACACACACACACACACACACACACACACACACACACACACACACACACACACACACACACACACACACACACACACACACACACACACACACACACACA